Cyphomyrmex costatus is the source of this 1782-nucleotide messenger RNA. RefSeq lists its product as uncharacterized. The record is from RefSeq and is a predicted model, not a curated record. The transcript is spliced from 3 exons. NCBI's taxonomy places the organism in Eukaryota, Metazoa, Arthropoda, Insecta, Hymenoptera, Formicidae. Bases 136 to 1593 code for a protein of 485 amino acids.
GCGAGCAUCAUUUCUUUCCUCUCCAGUAUGUUAAAAAUCUCACGCUCAUUCGUUUCACUGGAAUAGCGGCAGUCUGAUUGCCGACUCUCUUGACUGAAUCUCGUCAUUAAAAUUUGCUGAGAAAUUUCGUCGAUCAUGAUGAGGCUCGCAAUCCUCUUCGUCCUCGCGAUCGACUUGGCGAAUAGCCAACUCAAUUACGAAGGAAAUCCGUUUACUGAGUACACCGAAUACAUCGCAGAAGAAAGCAAUCUUUCCGAGAGAGCCGCUAAGAAGAAUGACGUUUCAAUCGACCUCCCCAACUCUGUAGUAUCGUCUCAUUCUCAGAAGCUGUAUCCGAUUGUAGAACCCGAAAGCAAUGGGCGUUCACAUCAAGCGGUGGAAACCAAUCUUCUCAAAUCACAGAUUUCGUCUUCGGUUCAGACCUUUCAAUCAGAUACGUCCGCUCGACAGUUUCAAGACUCUUCUGGAAACACACCGAUCAGCCAGGCGGAGGUCGCGCUGAACACGUUUCUGAAUUCCAAGACACCCGAGGAAUCUCGCUUAUCUCUCGAUCAUUACCUUCGUAGUCAACAAUCGCCGGAGGUUCAAUCGCGAUCUUCGGAUGCAAUCAUCAAUCAGGAAUCAUCGAAGACAAUUGAGCCGCUCAAUCCUCAACCAAUUUCCCAUGUCGAGCAACAACAACAGUUGUUAGUCCCUCAAGUGAACCAGCAACAGGUGCAGCAAACGUCACAAGUAGACCAAGUCCAGUUGGUGCCGCAACUAGUGCCACAGAUUGAUCAGCGGGAACAACUGUUACCGUCUGCUGGCCAGACUUACGGCUAUGUAGGACAACCGGCCAUGAUACAGGCGAUACAGCCAGUAAUCAGAACACCAGCCGGAGUUGUCCUGGGACAGAAAAUGCUGCAACCAGUGCCACUCGUGCCCGCUUUCCAAACCAGGAACGAUAUAAUAACGCCGGCAAUGUGGCGAGAAAGAAUGAGGAGGCUACGUGGGAAGCCGUUUCCCUUUGCGCAACCUAGGAUUGGACCAGCAUUGUAUCAAGGACCAAUCGCAGUUCCUUUCAAGGCCAAGGCACCAUUGGAAGUGAUCUACACGAAACCACCAGGUCUUCAUCGAGGACCGCCUAUUCUCAGCAAUCCACCGGUUCCCUAUGAGGAUGCGAGCGCCUGGUUUCCCGACUCCGAUCAACCUCCUCCCAACAAGGACGUCUAUUAUUCGCAGUUGUACGCACAGUCCUACGAUCCUCACUAUUACAACUACAUCGCCACGACUGGUAAGAUCCGGCCGUAUUUAUACGGAAAGUUAGGCAAACAUCAAGAAGAACAGGACGACGGUAUCUGGUCGGAGCUGUAUCGUGGCUUCAAGAAGCAUGGUCUGAGAAAUAUCAUGACGCCAACUUUCCUGUUGGGCAUGACGCUACCAGUGGUGACUCUAAUGCUCUCCGCCCUCGUGCAGAAGCGGUCCAUCGCGCGAUCCGACAAUGCGAGGGAGUUAGCCCAGGAAGAUGCUUUGCAAGAAUACCUCGAGAGAUUGCAGAGAGCGAUGAAGUGUUACGGUAGAAAUUCCCGAGACGAGAAGCUAGAUGGAUGCUAGAAUCAAGGACGUGUCUCUACCUGUUAUCAAUAUCGCACCAGAAAAUUAGCCCCGCUAUAGCGUUGAGAGUUGCAUUUAGUCAUUCAGACAACGAUAACAAACGUAAACAUUUGAAAUGCUUUUAGCACUCAAAUUAUUUUAAUAUUUAAACCAUUUAUCCAUUAAUUGAUAUUAAAAUACCAGACUCUU